Messenger RNA from Hymenoscyphus albidus, 1080 nucleotides. NCBI's taxonomy places the organism in Eukaryota, Fungi, Ascomycota, Leotiomycetes, Helotiales, Helotiaceae. The record is from the annotation of a GenBank genome assembly.
AUGCAGAUCGGUGUCUUCAUCCCCAUUGGCAACAAUGGAUGGAUCAUCUCUGAAAACGCACCACAAUACAAGCCAAGUUUCGAGCUGAACAAACAAGUCGUCCAGAAAGCCGAAAAGUACAACCUCGAUUUCGCACUGUCAAUGAUCAAACUCCGAGGAUUUGGAGGCAAGACAGAAUUCUGGGAUCACAACCUCGAGUCAUUUACUCUGAUGGCUGGACUCGCAGCAGUCACAUCGAAAAUUAAGCUCUUCGCUUCUACAGCAAUCCUCACUCUCCCACCUGCGCUAGUCGCGCGAAUGGCAACGACAAUCGACUCCAUAGCUCCUGGUCGGUUUGGCAUCAACAUCGUUACGGGGUGGCAGGAAGCGGAGUAUUCGCAGAUGAAUAUCUGGCCCGGAAAUGUAUAUUUUGGAUAUCGAUAUGAGUAUGCUACAGAAUAUGUUCAGGUUAUGAAAGAACUCUGGGCGAACGGUGUUUCAAACUUCAAGGGGAAACACUUUACGAUGACGGAUUGCAAGAUGUCCCCCCAACCAUCAAAUCACAUCCAAGUGGUGGCUGCUGGACAGAGUGGAAAGGGGUUAGAGUUCGCUUCCCAAUUUGCGGAUUUCAAUUUCGCGAUGGGCUCGGGUAUCAAUACUCCCAAAGCUGUGGAAUCUGCAAAUCAGAGAUUGCUUGAAGCAGCUUCGAAGACUGGAAGAGAUGUUGGAGCUUAUGUUUUGUUCAUGGUGAUCGCUGAGGAUACAGAGGAAGCGGCAAGAGCGAAAUGGGAACAUUAUCGAGAGGGAGCAGAUGUGGAGGCUCUCGCUUGGAUGGCAGAUCAAGGAAGCAAAGAUACAAAAGCGGAUGCGACAGCGACGGCCAAGACGAUUAAUCUUCCGGAAGGUGCUAUUAACUUCAACCAAGGGACUCUAAUAGGUUCUUACGCGCAGGUUGCUGCGAUGCUGGAUGAGGUUGCGGAUAUUCCUGGGGCUAAGGGAAUAAUGCUGACGUUUGAUGACUUCUUGCUUGGAAUGGAUAAGUUUGGGGAGAAGAUACAGCCUUUGAUGAAGUGUAGAGCAGAUAUUAAAGCCCCAGCAUGA